AUGGCAGUUCCCACUCUUGACUUCAGCAAGUUCAUCUCAGGAACCCCUGAGGAGCGCAAGCAGUUUGCGCUUGACCUGCUCGACAGCUUUGAGAGGACCGGGUUCGCAAAGUUGAAGAACCAUACCUUCAGCAAUGACCAGCUUCGAGAACUGUUUCACUGGGGACACUCGUUCUUUAACCAGCCCCUGGAGGUCAAGAACGCGAUUCCAAACGAGCCCGGGCCUAGGCCCAUGCGUGGCUACACUCCUUGGCGAGUAGAGGAGGUCGGGAAGCUGCACCAUGAAGAAAGAGUCCGCAUUAUGAAGGACUCAAAGGAGCAUUUUGACCAGGGCCCCUCUGACGACGUGGAGUUCCCCAACAAGUGGCCCACUGACUCCAGCCUGGCCGGCUUCCGGCCUUUUAUGGAAGCCUUCUACCAGCAGUGCAACGAUGUGUGCCUCACAUUGAUGCAUGCCCUCGAGGUCGCCUGGGACAUUGACGAUGGAUCCCUCGUCGCCCGGUGCGCCCCCAGUGCCACCGACAUGCGACUUACACACUAUCCCGAGAUCGCCGUCGAUGAGCUGCAGACGGGACGCACCACCCGUAUUGCACCCCACACGGACUUUGGCCCCAUCACCUUGCUGUUCCAGGACAGCACCGGUGGGCUGGAGAUUGAAGACCGCCGCGCCAAUGCGUUUGUCCCCCUGCCGCCAACUGAUACGACCGAGAUGAUUCUCAACGUGGGCGACACGUUGACUCGCUGGACUAACGGCAGAAUCACUGGAGGCGUGCACCAAGUUGCUGUCCCGGAGGCGAUGAGAGGCAAGAGCGGACUGAUUAUCCCGUCUCGCAUGUCUAUGGCGUAUCUAUUCAAGGCUGGACGUGAUACGUCUGUUGGUCCGCUGCCCAAGUUUGUCUCUGCCAAGGAGCCUGCCAUUUAUCCUGACAUUACUGCCCUUGAGUUCCAGCGCUGGAGGAACAGCAUUGUCUACAACUUGGAUAAGGAGGAAGACAGUGUCAAGUAUAAUGGGCAUGUGGACAAGCCCGCAGCGGCGGCAGGCCUCCAGCAAGUCCAGGCCAUCCGCGCCUAA
Molecule: messenger RNA, 1071 nt
Organism: Trichoderma reesei QM6a
Lineage: Eukaryota; Fungi; Ascomycota; Sordariomycetes; Hypocreales; Hypocreaceae
Exons: 3
Coding region: 1-1071 (356 amino acids)
Molecular function (GO): dioxygenase activity
Source: RefSeq, a predicted model, not a curated record